AUGUCGCUUUCUGCAGCAGCUAGAGAUAUUUCAGAGUCAGACUUCCAAGAUAUAGGACCGGCUCCCAAACCGCCUCCGAUGGCGUUCAAUCAGACGAAGCCUUUGGUGGACUAUAUGAGUCAGCUUGAUAUUAAUGGUGGGAAGCAUAGUAGCGGGGUUGCAGUUAACCAGCAGAAGAUUCGGCCUAUCCAGAGGAAGAAAUCUGGGUGGGUAUCGUAUAAGGAUGAUGGGUUACUGUCUUUUUUAUGGCAGAAGCGGUAUAUGGUAUUGAAUGACAAUUACUUGUCGUUGUACAAGGGGGAAUCUGGUAAGGAGGAUGCGGUGUUGCAGAUUUCAUUGACGUCGAUCGUUAGUGUUUCUAGGAAUCAGCUGAAACAGAACUGUUUUGAGGUUGUACGUUCGAGCGAGCGGUCAGUCAACUCAUCGACCCCGAGUAGUCCAGAUUCCUCUUCGAAGAAAUCUGUGUUCAUUGCUACUAAAACUGAGUUGGAUCUUCAUAAUUGGCUAGAUUCGAUUUUUGCUAAGUGCCCGCUGUUGAGCGGUGUGUCUUCUCCGACCAAUUUUACACAUAAGGUUCAUGUUGGCUUCGAUCCCGAGACUGGCUCGUUCGUUGGAAUGCCUUUCAAUUGGGAGAAGCUCUUGAAGCAUUCGAGAAUCACUGGUGAGGAUUGGAAUAACAAUUCUGCAGCUGUUAUUCAAGUUUUACAGUUUUAUCAAGAGUACAACAAUGGAACGAAUGCAGCCCCCCCAUCGUUGCCACCUGGCGUACAAGCACCACUAACGCCUGUUCUUGCGAAAUCAUCUAGUUCGCAGACGUUGGUGAAUUCAGUUCCCUCUGUCAACUAUCGUGGUGGAGACAUGGUUCCUCAAAGAAAGGCUCCAACACCACCAAAGCAAAUGGUGGUUGCAUCCAUCCCCAACAGUGGAAAGAAUUAUAAUAAUUUUAGUUCACCAUCUGUCAGUGGUGGUGCAACUGUCAUCCAUCCAAACGUUCAAAUUACCAGACAAAGUUCACCUAAACCUCCAAAGUCAAAUAUUCCUAAUCCGACUCAUGAUAAUCACGGCUAUCAACAACAAAAAAAACUGCCAGUUGCAGGGCAUCCUGCGGCGUUUUCAAAGGAUUCAGAACAGAGUUCAUCUUCUAAAAAGCUUCCUGCAAAGCCGGCGAAAGAGUCGUUGAUACUUAGGCCGUCGACAUCGAGUACUUCGGUGCCGUUACGAGUACAACCAGCGCGUAAUGCUCCUGGUAGAUCAGCUCAGCAGAUAGCACAAUCUCAGAGUGCAAGUACUGCCGCUGCUGCGAUGGCAUUAAGGGCCCAACAUCAAUCACAUCAAUCACAUCAAUCACAUCAAUCACAGCAGCCACAAAAACAGCCCCUACAACCAAUUCAACCAAACGUGCCUCCUCCACCUGUACGUGAGGCACCUAAGAAGCCUGCUGAUCUUGCACCUGUUGUUCCUCCGGUUGUUAAGAAAAAGAAGGCAGUUAGGCCUAUGAUGUCCCACACUGAGAUUAUGGAAAAAUUGCAAGCUGUCACAUUUAACACCGAUCCUACCCCAUUUUUCCAAAUGAUUGAAAAGGCAGGUCAAGGUGCUAGUGGUUCCGUAUAUCUUGCCCGAAGAUUAAAACUACCACCUUAUGAUGAGAAUCUCGACGAAGAUAAACAGUUAAUUUGUGAAGUGGGCAAUAAGGUUGCCAUAAAGCAGAUGAUUUUAUCCAAGCAACCACGUAAGGAAUUGAUAGUCAAUGAAAUUUUGGUUAUGAAGGAUUCACAACAUAAGAACAUUGUCAACUUUUUAGAAGCAUAUUUGAAAACUGAAGAUGAUCUCUGGGUCGUUAUGGAAUAUAUGGAAGGAGGCUCCUUAACUGAUGUGAUUGAAAAUUCUAUGGGCAAUGAAACUUCAGAAUCUCCAAUGACUGAACCUCAAAUAGCAUACAUUGUUCGCGAAACUUGUCAAGGUUUGAAAUUUUUACACGAUAAGAAUAUUAUUCACAGAGAUAUUAAAUCGGAUAAUGUUUUAUUAGAUACCCAUGGCCGUGUGAAGAUUACAGAUUUCGGAUUUUGUGCUAAGUUAACUGACAAAAGAAGCAAGAGAGCUACAAUGGUCGGAACACCAUACUGGAUGGCGCCAGAAGUUGUAAAACAACGCGAAUAUGACGAAAAAGUGGAUGUGUGGUCAUUGGGUAUUAUGACAAUUGAAAUGUUGGAAGGCGAGCCGCCAUACUUAAAUGAAGAGCCGUUGAAGGCAUUAUAUUUAAUUGCAACUAAUGGAACUCCUAAGUUAAAACGCCCGGAAUCUCUGUCGUUAGAAAUAAAGAGAUUUCUAAGCGUUUGUUUGUGUGUGGAUGUUAGGUAUAGGGCUUCCACAGAGGAGCUUCUACAUCAUUCAUUCUUUGAGACUAGCUGUGAACCGGAGGAGCUUGCUACAUUACUGAAGUGGAAGAAACAGGAUUGA
Molecule: messenger RNA, 2457 nt
Organism: Eremothecium cymbalariae DBVPG#7215
Lineage: Eukaryota; Fungi; Ascomycota; Saccharomycetes; Saccharomycetales; Saccharomycetaceae
Gene: CLA4
Product: serine/threonine protein kinase CLA4
Exons: 1
Coding region: 1-2457 (818 amino acids)
Biological process (GO): intracellular signal transduction; protein phosphorylation; regulation of MAPK cascade
Cellular component (GO): cytoplasm
Molecular function (GO): protein serine/threonine kinase activity; ATP binding
Source: RefSeq, a predicted model, not a curated record